This is a messenger RNA of Raphanus sativus (radish), 2346 nucleotides long. Its product is annotated as probable glutamate carboxypeptidase LAMP1. Gene Ontology annotation, molecular function: carboxypeptidase activity. Lineage: Eukaryota; Viridiplantae; Streptophyta; Magnoliopsida; Brassicales; Brassicaceae. The transcript has 10 exons. The record is from RefSeq and is a predicted model, not a curated record. The coding region runs from base 173 to 2191 and encodes 672 amino acids.
AGUCAAGUCACACCAAGUGGAAGCGAAGAUUCAACCAAUGUAAUCUUGUGCAAGUGAAUGAUGACGACAUCAAAAGUAGUAAUAAUAAUAAUAUUGUAAAGAUCAAUAAUGGCUAAAGGUGACAUAAAGAAGGUGAUGAUCAUCAUCUAAAGAACACAGAGACACUCCAUUGAUGUCGAAAUCAACAGCUCUCAUCUUCCUAGUCACUGCUCUGUCUUACUUCCUCUUCUCAACUCCCCCACCAAAACCUCACCACUACCACACACUCUUCCUCUCAUCUUCCUUCUCCGACAACGCAUCCAUCGCCUCAAACCUCCGCGCCCUCACGCGCCUCCCCCACAUCGCCGGCUCAGCAGCCAACGCCGAAGCUGCAGCAUACGUCCUCUCCGUCUUCACCUCCUCCUCUCUCAAAUCCCACCUCGUCUCUUACCAAGUAUCUCUAACGUACCCAGUUCAUCGCUCCCUCGUACUAACAACAACACCCAAAGACUCAGCAAACCCGACAACGACGACUUUCGCUUUAGAACAAGAACAUGUCGGAGACAACCCUCACGCAGACGAAGUCACGCCCACGUUCCACGGCUACGCCAAGUCAGGCAACGUCUCCGGUCCCGCGGCGUACGCGAACUACGGACGCGUCGAAGAUUUCGCCGCCGGCGGGAACUUCUCCGGCGCCGUAGCGGUCGCGAGGUACGGGAAGAUUUACAGAGGAGACAUAGUGAGGAACGCGUACGAGGCGGGAGCCGUAGGAGUUGUGAUAUACACAGACAAGCGAGAUUACGGAGGAGAGGAGUGUUUUCCGGAGAGUAGAUGGAUGCCGCCGAGUGGUGUUCAAGUGGGUACUGUUUACAAUGGGCUGGGUGAUCCGACGACUCCCGGGUGGGCUAGCGUUAAUGGGUGUGAGAGGUUGUCGGAGGAGGAUGUGGAGCUGAGUGGUGAUGCUCCGGGUAUACCUUCGCUGCCUAUAUCUGCUGCUGAUGCGGAAGUGAUCUUGAAGACUGUUGGGCCUGGGCCUGGGCCUGGGCCUGGGAUCUUGAACCUGAGCUACGUUGGGAGAAGUGUUAUAGCUGAGAUUGAGAAUGUUAUUGGAGUCAUUGAAGGUGAAGAAGAGCCUGAUAGAUAUGUGAUUCUUGGAAACCAUCGAGACGCUUGGACUUUUGGAGCUGUUGAUCCCAACAGUGGGACAGCUGUUCUUUUGGAGAUUGCACAAAGACUAGAUAAGCUUCAAAAGAGAGGAUGGAAGCCUAGACGAACGAUUAUUCUGUGCAAUUGGGAUGCUGAGGAGUAUGCUCUGAUUGGUUCAACAGAAUGGGUAGAAGAAAAUAGAGAGAUGCUAGCUUCAAGAGCAGUGGCCUACUUGAAUGUAGAUUGUGCGGUAUCCGGCCCAGGGUUUCGUGUUUCUGCGACUCCACAACUCGAUGACUUGAUAAAACAAGCGGCUAAAGAGGUCCAGGAUCCAGAUAACACAACACAAACCGUCUAUGAAUCGUGGAUAGGAUCAAGCAACUCUGAUGAGAUAGGAAGAUUAGGAGGUGGAGGGUCGGAUUACGCAUCGUUUGUGCAGCAUGUAGGUGUUCCAGCAGUUGACAUGCUUUUCGGAGGAGGGUAUCCAGUCUAUCACUCUAUGUAUGAUGACUUCACUUGGAUGGAAAAAUUUGGAGACCCUAUGUUCCAAAGACAUGUCGCAAUAGCAAGUGUUCUAGGUUUGGUCGCUCUUCGGUUAGCAGAUGAUGAGUUCUUACCUUUCAACUAUACCUCCUAUGCAUCAGAACUCAAGAAAAGUGCAGAAGAUUUGGAGAAGGAGAAGUUAGGCCAUGGCAUAGAUUUGUCUCCGUUAAUCAAAUCAAUCCAAGAUCUAUAUACAGCUGCACAAGAGAUCAAUAUAGAGAAAGAGGAGGGGGUAAAGGGAGCUUUGAGAGUGAGAGAGGUGAACGACAGAUUAAUGAUGGCGGAGAGAGCUUUGACAGACAGAGACGGACUCUCUGAAAGACCGUGGUACAAGCAUUUGGUAUACGGACCAUCCAAGUACGAUGACUAUGGGUCCAAAUCGUUUCCUGGAGUUGAUGAUGCAAUAGACAACGCAAAGAGAGUAAACACCAAAGCUUCUUGGGAACACGUUCAACACGAGGUAUGGAGAGUUUCUAGAGCUAUAAGACAUGCAUCACUUGUCUUGAGAGGUGAAUUGAGAUGAUGAUGAUUUCAAGAAGGCUACUGGUGCUACUACUAUCACAAUGUGUAAACAAUAAUAAUAUAACACUAGAUUUUGACCCGCGCUUUUGAAGCGCGGGAUAUUUUACGAUGAAAAAUUUUAUUAAUAAUUUAACAAAUAUUUUGGUUAUUUUUAAA